Molecule: messenger RNA, 426 nt
Organism: Striga hermonthica
Lineage: Eukaryota; Viridiplantae; Streptophyta; Magnoliopsida; Lamiales; Orobanchaceae
Source: the annotation of a GenBank genome assembly
AUGCAGAUCUUCGUCAAAACCCUUACCGGCAAGACCAUCACGCUCGAAGUCGAAUCGAGCGACACCAUCGACAAUGUCAAAGCCAAGAUUCAGGACAAGGAAGGGAUCCCGCCGGACCAGCAGAGAUUGAUCUUCGCCGGAAAGCAGCUCGAAGAUGGCCGGACCCUUGCUGAUUACAACAUCCAGAAAGGUAUUGUGUUACUCCUAUUUUUUAAUGAUUUGCUUUCUUCAUCGACUUUGCAUCUGGUUCUGAGGCUCAGGGGUGGCAUCAUUGAGCCCUCUCUCAUGGCUUUAGCUAGGAAAUUCAAUCAGGAGAAGAUGAUUUGCCGCAAAUGUUAUGCUCGUCUGCACCCUCGUGCUGUCAACUGCAGGAAGAAGAAGUGUGGACACACCAACCAGCUGAGGCCUAAGAAGAAAAUCAAGUAG